Diaporthe citri is the source of this 1962-nucleotide messenger RNA. RefSeq lists its product as uncharacterized. The record is from RefSeq and is a predicted model, not a curated record. The coding region runs from base 1 to 1962 and encodes 653 amino acids. The transcript has 2 exons. NCBI's taxonomy places the organism in Eukaryota, Fungi, Ascomycota, Sordariomycetes, Diaporthales, Diaporthaceae.
AUGGAUACCGCAUCGGCUGCUCCAGCAUCAACAUCAACUACCGUGGACCAUGAUGAAGACGUCUACAGAGCGAGCGAGGAAGAGAACGCCUACACAGGCACGGACGAGCACACUUCCAUGAAUCCAUUCAUUGAUGACAUAGACCCCCGUGGCCAUCAAUUCGAAUCGGACGUGGAAGAAUUUGUUGACACUGACACGGAUGAGGAUGACUCCAUGAAAGAACUCGAGGAUGAAGUAAACCGCCUGAAUGAACUCGACGACGAAAUGAUUUACCGCAUUGAUCAACUCAUCGAAGAUAUAGACCUCAGGCAACGAUUCGAAGAAGAAAGAGACCGCAUGAGACAGUUCAGAUCGGAGGAAAUGGACCUCAUAGAUCAACAAAUAAUGAUGCGAGAUCAAUUUGAAUCGGACAUUGAAGACUUUUCCGACACUGACACGGAUGAGGACGAUUCCACGGGGCAAUUAGACGAAGAUAUGUCCCACCUUGCGGCCAAAAUAUGCAAGACAAAAGAUUUGCCGAUUUCCACUCCAUAUGUCACACUAAGCCAUUGUUGGGGUAAAGGUGUGAUUUUCAGGUUGCUACAAAACAACCUCCAGGAGCUCAGCCAAGCGAUACCGAUCAGACAGCUGCCAAAAGUGUUUCAAGACGCGAUCCAUGUCGCACAUGAGCUCGGUAUCAACUAUAUAUGGAUCGACUCCCUCUGCAUUAUCCAAGACUCAAAGGAGGAUUGGACGGACGAGGCGAAGAAAAUGGGAGACGUUUAUUUGAACGGGGAAUUCAACAUUGCAGCAACUGGCUACAAAGAUGGUCUUUCAGGGUUAUUCGGCGAGAGGAAGGCGUUUUCGUUCGUGCAUAUUCCAAUGCACUUGCAUUGUGAGCUGUUCGCCGAGAAGCUUGACUCGAAAGGUGUUUUCGAAGGUCUCUAUGUAUCAGCAAGCCAUGGAGAGUUCUCACGCGAAGUCGUCUACAGCCCACUGAACAGUCGGGGCUGGGUAGCCCAGGAGCGAGCUUUGUCGCCAGCCGUCAUCCAUUACACCCCGGGAAAGAUUUACUGGGAAUGCAACGAAAGCAUCGCCAGUGAAGCAUUCUUGGACGGCUCUCGUGUUUGGGAGCAGACGGAAGGCGCCGGACGAGACCGGAUACGCUCUCUGAGCACGCAAAGUGAGCGGGAAGACGUAUACUCAUUCUGGAGGACCUUCCUCAACCGCUACGCGGGAAUGGAUAUGACCGUCGAACUGGACCGCCUUCCAGCAGUUGCCGGAAUAGCGCGCAUUCUGGGUGAGCUCAUCAAAGACAACUUCGUUGCCGGGUUCUGGGAAGGGGAUCUGCUCCGGUCACUGCUCAUGGAACGCCACAUCUUGGUUCGCAAAGCUAUCAAGCGCGAGCAACUUGCACCCUCGUGGUCCUGGGCAUCUAUGAAUGCUGACACCAGCCUCUCUUCUAAAGAGGUGUCACAACUCGAGCCUUUGAAAGGUGUUAGCUUCAGAGUCUUGUCUGACAUUCCAGGAUUCAAAUCUGAUCUAGAAUCGCCAUCUUUCGAAAAGUCUGGCGUGCGCGGGCUCGCGAUCAAAGGAGUGCUAAGAAAGUUACCGGACGACUUUGACGCGCACAAGGAAUGGGUUGUGACGACGUACUUCACGUUUGACAAUAAGGAUCUAGCAAGGCUUGUGAGGGACAAGGUUCCUCGAGAGCAGGCAUGGCGUUUGGGUGAUCCCACGCACAUGCUGCUUCUAGCCAGACGGUAUGAUACCCUGGCCGAGUGUGUUUGUGUACAUGGCCUCCUCGUACAGGCUGCAGAGCCAAAGGAAUCGAACACGUUUCGUCGAUCCGGCACGCUCGAGUUGGCCUUUCACAUGGGCCAAGAGUGUGAUGAGUACCUGGGUCUACGGGAGAAGGACGGAGGGUACGAGCCGAGUUCGUAUUUCAGCGAAACAGGCCUCCAAGACCUGGUUCUCAUCUAA